UAUUUUCAACACUCCAUUAGGCUGACGCUGAGGUAGCUCGCACUUUAUUAUAUAAAGGCCAACAUCAUGCUAACUCAUACAACAAGCUCUACCUUUCAUUUCUUGUUCUUAGCUUCAAUCUAUCAUAUCCCAUCUUCUUCGCCUUUAUUUUUAUUUUUUUCUCUCCUAUAUUUGCAUGUGACACAUUUUCUACAUUAAAUUGUUCAUACAUCAUCCUCAUCUUUUUCUCUUAUAUAAUAAAAUUCUAAGAAAAUUAGAUCUUAUCUUUUUUACGUACGUUUUGCUAUUACAGCCUAAACAAGCCCUUACAAGUUUUCAAAAAAAAAAAAAAAAAAAAAAAAAGUCCUUACAAAUGAUGCCUAUAGAGCAAGAUCCAACGUCUAAUACGGGUAGUCCAACCAUUAACAAUCAUCAUCAUGCUGCUAAUUGGAAUAUUUCUGAGGAUUUCUCGGUUCAUAUCGAGCCCUCGGCCUCAAACCGGGCUGUUAGUCCUUGUUUAGAGGACUUGGAAUCCUUCAAUCAUCAACAAUCAUCAGUUCCUUCUCAUUUUUCCACUUUGCAUGGAUCCCUCCGACCUAUCACACUCAAGUUCCAAGAUGUUACUUAUAAUAUUCCAUUGCCACCAGCAAAAGACUCCCCUUAUUGUCUCGGGCCAUCGGAUCUGAAGCUGACCCGAGUUAUACUCAAUGGUGUGACGGGGAUUGUACGCCCUGGCGAGCUCCUAGCAAUGCUAGGACCGUCAGGUAGUGGCAAGACAACCCUCCUCACGGCCCUAGGAGGCCGACUCCCGGGCAAAAUUUCUAGCGGGUCAAUUACCUACAACGGGCACCCGUAUUCAGGAUCCAUCAAACGUAAAAUCGGGUUUGUAACCCAAGAUGAUGUGCUCUAUCCACACUUGACCGUGGCAGAAACAUUAAUGUACACGGCCCUUUUAAGGUUACAUAAUAAAUUGACCAAACAGGACAAAAUAGACCAAGUAGAGAUGGUUAUUAACGAAUUAGGUCUAACCAGGUGUCGAAACACUAUGAUUGGUGGGGCCCUUUUUCGGGGGGUCUCAGGAGGGGAAAGAAAGAGGGUUAGUAUAGGUCAAGAGAUGCUAGUGAACCCGAGUUUAUUAUUAUUGGAUGAGCCCACAUCGGGGUUGGACUCAACCACGGCUCAACGGAUCAUGGACACCCUUAAGAGUCUAGCCCGUGGAGGACGGACCGUUUUGACUACGAUCCAUCAACCAUCAAGUAGACUAUACCAAAUGUUUGAUAAGGUGGUUGUGUUAUCCGAAGGGUGCCCUAUAUAUUAUGGGAGUGCUAGCCGUGUUAUGGACUAUUUUUGUUCAAUUGGGCUAAUGCCCGGGUGCAACUUUGUUAAUCCGGCUGAUUUUCUGCUAGAUCUUGCCAAUGGUAUAGUCCCGGACACAAGGCAUGAUGAUCAACUCGAGCACCAUAAUAGGUUGGAGCAUCACGACAAUGCAAGUGCAACCAAACAAUUUCUAACAUCUGCAUAUAAGAAGAACAUUUAUCCUGGAUUGAAGGCUGUAAAUAAGCAAAGAUCAGGAGAUCAUUCACAUUCCAAUUUGAAACCAUCAUAUAAAAGUAGUGAAGAAAAGGAAUGGAGCACAACAUGGUUGGAACAAUUCAAAAUAUUGUUAGAAAGAGGGUUGAAAGAGAGAAGACAUGAGUCUUAUUCUGGUCUAAGAAUCUUCCAAGUUUUGUCAGUUUCAAUCAUUUCUGGUCUUUUGUGGUGGCACUCUGAUAUCACUCAUAUACAAGAUCAGGUUGGUCUACUCUUCUUCUUCUCUAUAUUUUGGGGAUUUUUCCCUUUAUUCAACGCCAUUUUCGCCUUCCCACAAGAACGACCAAUGCUCUCAAGAGAACGAGCCUCGGGCAUGUACAACCUCUCAGCAUACUACCUAGCACGUAUGGUUGGAGACUUACCAAUGGAACUCGUACUCCCUUCCAUUUUUGUGAGCAUUACAUACUACAUGGGUGGACUUAAGCCGUCCCCCUUCACCUUUCUCCUCACUCUUUUAGUUGUCCUCUACAACGUGCUCGUGUCACAAGGCCUUGGACUAGCCCUAGGCGCGUUGUUAAUGGACGUGAAGCAAGCCACAACCUUAGCCUCGGUGACAAUGCUAGUGUUUUUACUAGCCGGGGGGUAUUACAUCCAACACAUACCACCUUUUAUAGCAUGGUUGAAGUAUAUUUCCUUUAGUCAUUAUUGUUACAAGCUUCUUGUUGGGGUGCAAUACUCAGGGUACGAGGUUUACGAGUGUGGGUUAGAGGUGCGGUGUAAGGUGGCUGAUUUUCCAACGAUUAAGCAGCUUGGUAUACACAAUUUGUGGUUUGAUGUUGUUGCCUUAACUAUGAUGUUGGUGGGUUAUAGGCUCUUGGCUUAUGCUGCAUUGAGGAUGAACUUAUCUCAUUAGCUAACCUUUGUAAGACAUGUUUUUAUGUCAUUAAGAUGGUUUUGAAGGAUAUAUAACGAUGUAUUAUGUUUCUUGUUUAAGAAAAAGGGAUUGUGAAAUAAUUUCACAAUAAUUAACAAGAUAUUUGGUAUCCAUAAACUAGUUUUUUAGCAAAGAAAUCCAAUUACAAGUAAUCAGCUUGGUAUUAUUGUAGUAAUCUUGAAUUAGUUUAUUAUAUUUGGCUUGCUCAAUUUUGUAUGGAUUGAUUGUUUGAUUAUAUGAAUUUA
This is a messenger RNA of Chenopodium quinoa (quinoa), 2688 nucleotides long. RefSeq names its product ABC transporter G family member 21-like. The transcript is spliced from 5 exons. The record is from RefSeq and is a predicted model, not a curated record. NCBI's taxonomy places the organism in Eukaryota, Viridiplantae, Streptophyta, Magnoliopsida, Caryophyllales, Amaranthaceae. The coding region runs from base 353 to 2422 and encodes 689 amino acids. Gene Ontology annotation, molecular function: ATP hydrolysis activity; ATP binding; ABC-type transporter activity. Gene Ontology annotation, cellular component: membrane.